AUGGUGGGCUACAGGAGCUGUUUUCAUAUCACUUUUAUUUACGGGUACAACACAGUAGAAAAGAGAAGAAGCCUAUGGACGGAUUUAACUCGUAUCUCAUUUUCAGUUAAGGCUUGGAUUGUUCUUGGAGAUUUUAAUGCUCCCUUUUCUGGUGGAGAUAGGUCUGGUGGCAAUGCUAUUACUAGUCUUGAGCUGGCUGAUGCUAUUGGAUGGAAAGUUAAUGCUAAAGUUGAAGCUCUCAAAAGUAUAGGGUCGUUUUUCACCUGGACUAACAAUCAGGAAGGAUCAGCCAGGAUAUUCUCAAAAAUUGAUCAUGUUUUCAUUAAUGAGGAUUGGUUAGACAUCUUUCCUCAGUCUUUGGCUAAUUUUCGGUGGGAGGUAGUGUCGGAUCACUGCUCUUGUAUUGUUUCUAAUAUCCCUUUGGUGACUAUGGGAAGCAAGUUGUUUAGGUACUAUAACUUCUGGUCUAACCAUGCUGAUUUCAAACAAGUGGUGUUAAGUAGCUGGGAGGUCCCUGUUCAAGCAUCUGGUUUGAGAGCUAUUUUUAUCCGUCUUGUUAGGCUGAAGCAUAGGCUUAAGAAGUUCAAUAGGGACUGUAUUGGUGAUGUGGGGUAUGGUUACCAGUUAGCUUCAGUGGCUUUUCAAGAUGCCCAGUUUCAAGCCCAAGCUAAUCCGCAAGAUUUCAAGUUACAGGAGGUGGUGAAGGAGAAGGCUUCUGAGUUUCAUAAACAAGAACAAAUGUAUCAUAGUUUUCUUGCUCAACAGAGCAAGAUUAACUGGAUUAGGAAGGGGGAUAUGAACUCAUCUUUUUUCCAUGCUUUUUCUAAAGAAACGCAAGGCAUAGAAUACCAUUGUUUCUUAUAUAAAUGA
Molecule: messenger RNA, 870 nt
Organism: Humulus lupulus (European hop)
Lineage: Eukaryota; Viridiplantae; Streptophyta; Magnoliopsida; Rosales; Cannabaceae
Exons: 1
Coding region: 1-870 (289 amino acids)
Molecular function (GO): catalytic activity
Source: RefSeq, a predicted model, not a curated record